This is a messenger RNA of Heterobasidion irregulare TC 32-1, 1041 nucleotides long. RefSeq lists its product as uncharacterized. Bases 1 to 1041 code for a protein of 346 amino acids. The record is from RefSeq and is a predicted model, not a curated record. NCBI's taxonomy places the organism in Eukaryota, Fungi, Basidiomycota, Agaricomycetes, Russulales, Bondarzewiaceae. The transcript has 2 exons.
AUGUCUCAGGACUCGACGCUAGAUCCCCUCGUAAUAUCUUUGAAUACCCUUCUCUCCAACCUCGAUCUCCCAUUUGCCCUGGAAUCUCCCCUCGACCUCACCCCGUCACUUCUCCUCGCCAUCCUCGAGUCUAUCCUCGAGUCUCGCCUGCCCAUCUCACAGGCUAUCCGCGAGUCGCGCGAGUUAGCUUCAAAGGUACAAGCGAUGAAGAUUUUCCUGGGCGUCAUGGAGAGCGACGUGAUCCGGCUGGACGUCGGGCUCAGCGACGUCGACCCGCGGCGUCUUGCCGUGGGUGAACCGGAGGAGGUUGUCUUUGUCGGGGAGUUGCUGUACUGGCUCGGCAAGAAGAUGGGGCUCUGUCACGACGCGGACGGCAUGGAGAGCGAGAUGCCCCCCGAGAAAGCAGAGUUCGUGCAGGGGAGUGCGAUGCGCAGCGGUGGUAGUACCAGCAGUGGCAGUGGGGCGGGGCGCAUCUUGUCGCCCUCCACGCACUCGACGCUCACGAACAGCAUGAACAGCGCGCUCUCUGUUGACGGCGCGGACGAGGAAUCAAACACCACUAUUACUUCUGUUGCCAGCGACGCGUCACAGCCGCGGCGUAGUACAUCUUCUGCUGCGUCUUCACUUGGACGCGGGCAGUCCUCACGGCUCCCUCUCUGCAUCCAUGAGAUUGAAGAUCCUUCAUUCCUCUUGUCUGCGGAAGCGGAUAUAUUUGAGAGCGAAUCCGAACCCGAACCCGAUGAAGACAUUAGCAACCUAUUCGCUCCCGACGCGGCGUCAUUCCUCGCAUGUAAUGACCCUGACGACCCAUUUUCCUCCCCACAUCGCGCGGGUCAUUCUGUCAGAUACAACGGGUACAUCGAGGAGGUGGACAAUGAGCUCGAGGUGGAGGAGUUCGAAGCCAGUCGCCGACAGCGUCGGCGGUCCGGCGACGAUUCACAAUUGAUGAGCAACAUCGGGAUAGCGGCGUCGCGUCAUACCCUUGCCCUGCUAAACGAGCGCGCACGGUUGUUAUCUGAGCUGGCAAAAUUCAAUCGCUAG